Molecule: messenger RNA, 2870 nt
Organism: Aedes aegypti (yellow fever mosquito)
Lineage: Eukaryota; Metazoa; Arthropoda; Insecta; Diptera; Culicidae
Gene: Sox100B
Product: transcription factor SOX-8
Exons: 3
Coding region: 301-2154 (617 amino acids)
Biological process (GO): regulation of transcription by RNA polymerase II
Cellular component (GO): nucleus
Molecular function (GO): DNA-binding transcription factor activity, RNA polymerase II-specific; RNA polymerase II cis-regulatory region sequence-specific DNA binding
Source: RefSeq, a predicted model, not a curated record
AUGAGCGGCAUUCAGUUUAGCUCGAGACGCUGCCCGGAGAUCAAGCCGUGAUGCGCGCGCGCGUUUUCUAGAACCUUUGAAUCGAUCCGUUUGUAUUUCCCCCCCAGCAAGAAAGUGUACGGGACCUGGUGGAUCAGCUGCCGAGGGGCUAGACGAUUGUUCUCGGGUGCGUGUUCCCUGCUGUGUGUGACGUAGUGGUGGAUCGACCGGUCGAUUCAGUGUGUCAAGUGCCUGUGUGAGUUCGAUGUGGUUCUGGUGAAUUAUACAAUCGAAACCAGUGUGUCCUCAGGAAGAAAGAACAUGAAUAGUGCCACCUCUUCUGCUGCUGCCAUUCACCAGCAGGAUUCGCUGACCUUGGAUGACAUGAAGGGGUUGGGGACAAGGCGGGACAAUCUCGUCGCCAAGAUGUCCAACGGGAACGGUAGCAACAUGGUCAAUGCAAACAGUGCCAGCAAUAACAAUAACAAUAGCACUAGUAACAACAACAAUAACAAAGUGACCAAUGGAAGCAGUCAAAAUAAUGUGCUAUUUGCUAUGGCGACGGCUGCUGUGGUUUCUGAGAUCGAAGACAACAAGCUCGGCGCCAACGAUAAGGAGAAGCUUACGAAAGCGGUGAUGAAGGUGUUCGAAGAGUACAAGUGGACUCCGCCUACUAAUGUGGUCAAAUCGCCGACAGAUAAGAAGAAAAAUCACAUCAAACGACCGAUGAACGCCUUUAUGGUCUGGGCCCAGGCGGCGCGGCGGGAAAUGUCCAAACAGGAGCCCAAACUGCAGAACUCCGAGAUCAGCAAGGAUCUGGGGAAGAUGUGGAAGAAUCUGGCCGCCGAAGACAAACUGCCCUUCAUCGAGCAAGCGGAGAAGCUCCGGAUGACGCACAAAAGCCAGCACCCGGACUACAAGUACCAACCGCGGCGGAAAAAGUCCAAAAAGUUUGGCAAGCACGGAAAGCACUGCUGUGACGAGGACUGCGAAGAUUCUAACGGUUCUCCACCACCACCUCCGAAACCCCGUGCCAAAAAGGCCGCCGGUGCCGCUGCAAACAAAUCGAAGGCGUCAAACCAGUCGAAGGCGGCUGCCACGACCGUGCUGAACACCAGUUACGAUUUCACCAAUCAGCAAACCAUUAUAAGAAUUGCUCAGCCGACGGCCGAUCUUCCGACGCCCUCGUCUUCGACUUCAUCCGUCGAGCAAUAUCCGAGUUAUUCGAUGAAAACGGAAAGCGGAAACCGAUUCUACGGAAUUGGCCCAUGUGAGAUGGAGACACCUUGUAGUCCGCAGAGCCCUAGCGCAACGUCUAUCCAUUCCUCUACGGAAGACCAUCCACUGACGCCACCAACCACGCCGUACACCGGACUGGCCAACGUCAAGUCCUUCUCACCACAUUCCCGGUUGUCCAGCAACGACAGCCCCGUAGGCUACUUCAACCGCAAUGACUACAUCAACGGCGGAACGGCCACCGAUUACCGCACUAGCGAACAGUGGAGCUACGCGGCCAACACACUUUCCGCUUCGUCUGCCUUCACAUCACAGACAUCCAGCAAAGACUUCUACCGCAACUUCCCGAACCAAAUGCACCAGCUGCACGACUCCAACUCCAUCUCAUCCUACCAUCUCGCUCCCGCCACGCUUCAAUCCACUCUGUCCUCUUCCCCAAUCCCGUCUCUCCCACCGGAUUACUCCACGCUCACCUCAAUCCCCAGCCAGAACUACCUGGUAUCCCCCUUGGACCAGGACCAGGUCGACAUCGAGCAGUACCUGGACAGCCAAGCCGUGGUCAAGAGAUCCCUCACCGAUUCGCUCCUCCAUCACCAUCAUCCGCAACAGCAGUCCUCUCCAUCGCCCCAAACGGCCGCGUCAUCGCUGGAUGUCCUCAGCUCUGAUCCGACCAUGGCAACCAUGGCCAUCGACCCUAGUGCCCAAUCCUCGGUGUACUACGAUUCGGUCGGGUCUUCAUCGUCCCCAUCGGUACCGGCGCAGCAUCAUUCGCCGCAGCAUACGCACCAUCACCACCUGGCGGCCCACCUGCACCAUCCCCAUCCGCAUCAUCUGCCGCCGGGACAUCCGGGGCAUCAUCAUCACCACCCCUCGAUGGCGUCCCAUCUGCCGUCGUACUACAGCAGCUGGGGCACCGGGAACUACGGGACCAAUUCGUAAUCUAGGCAUAUGGGAGGUUUUUGGAACGGAAGGGCGUUAGUCAAUAGGUUUGCUUAGAUCAGUAGGUUAUCUCACUUUAAAUGUUAAGGUUGAAGUGUUGAAAGGCUGGAUGGAUUAUUGAAACUGACUUGUACACGAACACUUCAGAGGAAUACGCAUAAUUUCCAUUGGUUACUAUUAAUAAGUUGACUUCUGUUAAGGACGUUUCGCAUAAAGGCUUUUGACAUAAUGGGUAUUAGGGGCUUUCCUUACGCAAGUGGCAAAGUUUGCGGCUACGGAGUAAAACCAUGCUGAAGGUGUCUGAAUUCGACACAUUUCUCAUAUGUGUCUAUUCUUUUUUCGCCCUUUCUUAUAUGUGUGAAGCUUUAUUUUUCAUUACAUUUGCAUUUGAACUUCUGAUUUCUAGGGGUUUCUCUACGUUCCUGUCCCAGAUUUCUUUUAUAAAUUCCACCAGGGAUUGAUCCAAGUUUUUGAAAUAGAUUUCAAGGAGAUUCAAAACUCAUGCAUAAAAUCCUUCUUUUUCUGGUAAUCAAUAAGCAUUUCUAUUUUUCCUUAAGCCAUUUAGAAAAUCAUCCAGCCUUCUGCGAAACGUUUUUAUGAGGAACGUCUAAAUCACAAUUAUUACAAUUUGCCAUAGGAAACAUCAAUAGUCUCAAUUUUCAUAUUAUCUUGAAUCUCGAGCAGUGUCGUCAGAUGACUCAUUAAAUCUUUUUUUC